AUGACUGAAGGAGUCCAGAAAUCGACAGCCGCGCCGGUCUUGGGCCUUGCUGCGCUUGGUGAGGUUGUCGCAAUCUCGAUUGGCAUCGAUCAAAAGAUCUACCACGUCCACAAGGACCUCAUCUGUCAUCAUUCCGAGUACUUUCGGGCGGCUUACAACGGACGCUGGAAGGAAGCCCAAGAUGGCGUAGCGCUCGACUUUGUUGAGGCAGAAGUGUUCAACCUCUUCGUCCAUUGGAUCUACACUACUGGACUGCCAGGCACUGCGAAAGACUUGGUUCAGAUCGCUAUAGUAAAGAGAGAUGAGUCUAGUAAGAAUGGAGCGUUGGACCAAGAGAGAGAACUCGACAUCAUCCUCCUCAAAGCCUCUAUCUUUGGCGACAGAUUUCUGGCGACUGGAUUUCGCAAGGAUGUGCACAACCUGUUCGUCAACCUGGCCGUCCACGGCCGAGUACACUACGAAUGUAUCAAGUACGCUUUUGACAACUUGGGCGAAGACGUCUUGCUACUCGAGUGCAUUAUCGAUCUACAGUGCAAUUUCUGGGCCCCAGAAGACGAUGAGCCGGAAGAUUCCGAGCAAAAAUUCUUCAUCAGGGUCAUGACCCGCAAUUAUGAGUACAACGGGGGACUCGCCGACAAGGGCAUGAUGACCUGUGACUAUCACCGUCAUGAUUCUGACCAAGAGCGUGAAGUACACAAGAAUCAGAUUUCACUACCCGUCUUCCAUAUCAUGGCUUCCUCACGUGCCGUCUCCCACCAUCCCUACCCCACCCGACACCUCCUGCACAACCCGACUCCAUCCGCUCCGACAUCGACCACCGUUCUCGGCCCGCCCACGCGCGCCGCCGCGCCGCGCCAGCUCAACGCCCUCGCCGCAUAG
This is a messenger RNA of Parastagonospora nodorum SN15, 879 nucleotides long. RefSeq lists its product as hypothetical. The transcript is spliced from 4 exons. The record is from RefSeq and is a predicted model, not a curated record. Lineage: Eukaryota; Fungi; Ascomycota; Dothideomycetes; Pleosporales; Phaeosphaeriaceae. The coding region runs from base 1 to 879 and encodes 292 amino acids. Gene Ontology annotation, molecular function: protein binding.